GUGAAAAGGACAGAUUUGUCUGCUUCUUUCAAAACUAAGAAAUAAUCUGAUGACUUUAGCUUGUCUAUUAAGCAUAUUUUCCAGUUGGUGACUUGUGUAUUUAUUUCGAUUUAGUCAAAUAAUUGUCUAAGUUACUUACUUCCUGUCGAUUAAUGGAGGCGGACAUUUUUGAUAAACUGAAAGUAGUAGAUUUUUGGGCCGGUGAAAGUUUAAGAAAAUGAGUUCUGAAGGCAAGAAACAUGGGAAAAAGCGUCCAAAGUCAUAUUAUAAGAAGUGUGCGAAUGUUAAACGUAAAAGAUUAAAUAUUUUAGAGGGUGGAUUAAAGGGAUUUAUCAUUACUUGUUGUGACAGAGAGAAGGAAGCUACAAGAGAAGCAUAUAGCAUUCUCAAUGACUAUGCUGAUAAGUUAUAUGGACCAGAAAAUUUCAAAACUGAUGCUCCAAAUAAUGGCGGUGAAGAAAAGGAGGACGAGGAUGAGGAUAUUGAAAAGGCCAUGACAAAAGAAGUUGGUGCAAUUAAAGAAACGAAAUCAACAGAAAGACGAUUUCAAAGGCUUGAAAGCAAGACAAAGAAUUGUAUUUUUAUCAAGACUACUCUAGAAAGCCCUACAGAACUCGCUGAGAAAUUAUUUCAAAAUCUAUAUGAUACUAAAACUCAGAGGUCAAGGUAUGUGAUGAGACUUUUUCCCGUUGAAGGAACAUGUAAAGCAGUUCUAGAUGAAAUAAAAAAACUGGGAGGAAAUUUAUUUCAAAAGUACUUUUCAACACCAUAUGGUGAAGGCAUGUCAUUCUCUAUAAUAUUUAAGGCCAGAAAUAAUAAUAAUAUUGGACGUGAUAGUAUCAUACCAGAGUUAAGUCAUCUUGUAACCGAAUUAAAUCCAGCACAUACAGUUGAAUAUGAUAAUCCAGAUUGCUUAAUAUUUGUUCAAGUUUUGUGUACAAUUUGUUGCAUUAGUAUUUUAAAAAAUUUCACAAAAUUUAAGAAGUACAAUCUCCAAGAGAUUGCUAAAAAUGAACAAAAUUGCCCAUCAAAUGAAAUGCAAGCCUCAGAUUUAAAGGCAGAGACAGAAAAUCUGUCCAAGGACCAAAUGCAGACUGAUAGUGUGGAUGUACCUGACAAUAUCAUUACUACUACAAAUGAUAAUCAAACUACAAACGAUAAUGAAAUUACAAAUGAUAAUGAAACUACAAAUGAUAAAUUAAAGUGCAGUGACACAUCUGAAAAGCAGACGAAUAUUACUGAAAAUAAAGAAGAAGUAAAAGAAACAUCAAUGGAAAAAAGUGACGUUAAUGCAAUAGAAUGAAAUAUUUACCUAAUUCUAAUCUAUGUUGCCCCUCAUACAUUGACAUGUAGGCCUACAUUGCAUUGUUUAAUCAAUUGUACAAAGCAUAUGUUUUUAAUUCAAAUAAUUUGUUCUUUUUCUAUUUAAAGAUGGGUUCCCAGAAAAGUAUUUAUCGGAUGGUUAUUUCCAAUAAAAGUAUGGCAAUUUUGGUAUAUAUGGAAAGUAGAGAUAUCCAAUCUUACUAGAAAAAUACUGGAUUCCCCGAAAAACACUCAUGGAGUGUAUACAGGACAAAAAUGUAAGGAUUCCCCUAAUCAACAGCCCGACGAUUAAGAAUUUCUGCACGCAUGAUGUCAAAGGUCACACGCGAACAUUGAUGUACAAGUUGAUAAACGCUAUGAAGAGUUAGACGUACAACACUUUCAGAGAUAAAAAAGACGCGACGCGGGUAGUGAAUAAUCCGAGAAUUUAAUUAGGAUUCGAUAUUUGUAAUAAAUAGUAAGCGAUUAAAGACAACAUCGUCUUAUGUAUGCAAUGAAUUCUCCUCUGACAUCCAAGACGUGACGUAAACAUGACCUGGUUUGAUCGAAUUUUAAUAGCAGGGCAUUCCUUCGCAAUUACAAUGUUUGAGAAGGAUUUGAAGCAUAAUUAUGACAAAUUAAUUAGUUUCAAUAUGUUUUUAGUCCAUAUAUACCAUUAAAUCACCCAGUUUGUACGCGGGAACCCAUCUUUAACAUGUCUGCAAUGAAUAUGAGAGUAUGGGGCACAGGAAGAGGGAAAUAAAUUAUAACAAACUGCAUGGUAAACAAAAUGGGGGAGGUAGGGACUGUUUUUAAGAAUACAUGUAUAAUAUUAUAAUCCAGGCAAUUUAUGGAUGAAUCUUUGGCUAUGUUACUAGUUAGGUUUCUCAUGUAUACAUGUAAUGUCAUGAGAUUGGUUGAAGGGCUAACAUGUGCACAUUAGAUCAUAAAGUCUGUCAUUGAAAAUAGUAGUUUUACAAGAUAAAGUUCUUAUUAUUACCUGAACAUAUGUUACCUUUAACUGAAAAUGCCCUCUUUGAUCAGCUAAAUAGGCUAAUUUUGCCACUGGAUAUAAAGGAGCUAAAUCGUUAAUAUUCGGGACUAAGAGAUUGACAUAAAUGGGUCGCAACGCAUACAAUAAUGUAAUGUGAAUGUAUAUAAACUGAUUUACAUUCAA
Molecule: messenger RNA, 2479 nt
Organism: Patella vulgata (common limpet)
Lineage: Eukaryota; Metazoa; Mollusca; Gastropoda; Patellidae
Product: THUMP domain-containing protein 1
Exons: 2
Coding region: 218-1303 (361 amino acids)
Biological process (GO): tRNA modification
Molecular function (GO): RNA binding
Source: RefSeq, a predicted model, not a curated record